Molecule: messenger RNA, 1200 nt
Organism: Beta vulgaris subsp. vulgaris (sugar beet)
Lineage: Eukaryota; Viridiplantae; Streptophyta; Magnoliopsida; Caryophyllales; Amaranthaceae
Product: protein FAR-RED IMPAIRED RESPONSE 1-like
Exons: 2
Coding region: 1-1200 (399 amino acids)
Biological process (GO): regulation of DNA-templated transcription
Source: RefSeq, a predicted model, not a curated record
AUGGAUAUUAUAGAAGCAUCAUCAAGCAUGGGAGUAGUACAAGUUGAACAUGAUGGAAAGAUGCACAACAAUGGAGAUGGCGGUGAAGAAGAUGCACCUCAUUUGUAUGAGUUAAAUGGUGAAAUGUAUGUGGGUGAUAGAGAUACUGUGGAGGAGGUGCAGGUUGAGGGAGGCUCGAUAGUAGCAGUGACUCCUGAUGGAAGAGUUAGCGGUUGUAGGAUUGGAGAGGAUGGGAUUGUAAGUGAACCAUUUGUUGGGAUGGUUUUCCCAAGUUAUGAUGAGGUUGAAAGUUACUACAAGCAAUAUGCUAAACAAGAAGGGUUUGGGAUUGUGCGGGCUGCUCAAGCGUACUCCUCUAAAUCUGGAGAAGAGAAGAAAAGGCGGAGUGGUUCGUGGACUUGUGAGUGUUUUGGAAAACCGGUUAGGCGUCGUAGUAGAGUUGGUAGUAGAGUUGUGAGUAAUAAUGUUCAAUGUGAUGAAGGGCAUGUGAACAAAUCAAAGAAGUGUGAAUGUCCGGUCAAUAUAUAUGCUAGUGUGAAUGAGAAUGGGGAGUGGGUGUUGAGGAAAGUAGUGGUUGAACAUGAGAAUCAUGAUCCAACCCCAUCAAAAUCCCGUCACAUUAGCAUGUAUCGAAAGGAGGAGUUGUAUAACCAUGUUAGGAGGAGAUUAUUCAAUGACUACAAUUCCGGAUUGAAGAUACCGCAGAUUCAUGGGUGCCUAGCUAGGGAGAGGAAUGGUGUCGAGAAUUGGGUUGUUACUGAGAGGGAUUUGAGAAAUGAGGUGAGUAUGGUUAAGCGGUUGAAACUUAAGGAUGGUGAUGCAAAUGCAAUGCUUGCGUAUUUUCAAAAGAUGAGUGCAAAUAAUCAAAUUUUUUUUCAUAUGCAUCGGUUGGAUGACAAAAAUACCUUGAAAGACAUAAUGUGGGUAGAUGCUCGGAGUAGAGCAGCAUAUGAGGAGUUUGGUGAUGUGGUGUGCUUUUACUCGGCGUAUUUGACGAAUGAGUAUGAGCUUCCGUUCGCUAACUUUGUUGGGGUAAAUCAUCACGGGCAAAGCAUUUUGCUUGGAUGUGCUUUAUUGUAUCAUGAGAGUACGGAGACAUUUGAGUGGCUUUUUUCGACUUGGUUGUGUUGUAUGAGUGGGAAGGCACCGAAAGGAAUCCUAACAGACCAGGAUGCCGCUUUGACUCGACUUGGUUGGUGA